This is a messenger RNA of Linum trigynum, 4005 nucleotides long. Lineage: Eukaryota; Viridiplantae; Streptophyta; Magnoliopsida; Malpighiales; Linaceae. The record is from the annotation of a GenBank genome assembly.
AUGGAGACAAAGCAGACUGAGGAUGAGAAUGAGAAGACCCAACAUGAACUAGGCUUCGCGAAUGGCAGCAGAUGGGCAACAGAUACGGCGGGAGGAGGUAGGGCUGGUGGAUUGAGUAUUUGGUGGACUUCUGAAGUAUCCCUUACUGCUAUGGACUUGACGGCAAAUUAUCUAGACAUGAGAGUCAAUGACCAAAGUGGGGAUAUUUGGCGGUUCACAGGCGUGUAUGGGUGGCCGGAACAUAAGGAUAAAGAGAAAACUAAUGAUCUGAUUAAGGAGCUGGCCAAGACGUGGGCUGGUCCUUGGUUAAUGGGUGGCGAUUUAAAUCAAGUUAAAGAAGUGAAUGAGAAGAGUGGAGGCAAAAGGGUAGCAGAUGGCGAGAUGAGCAGGUUUGCUAGUAGCCUCACCGAGGCGGGAUUGAAUGACCUAGGAUACUGUGGAUACCCUUUCACGUGGGAAAACAGAAGAGGGGAAGGGGCUUACAUUGAAGAGCGAUUGGAUCGUUUCCUGGGAAAUGAUCUGUGGAAAGAGCGGUUCAUAGAGGGUUGGGUGAAGCAUUUAGAUAGUACCCGUUCUGACCACCGGCCGAUCUUGUGCUACACUGAAGGAGAGGAUGAGGCCGAACCCCGCUGGGGCUGGUCGUUUCGUUUCGACCCGUUCUGGGAAAAACAGGAUGACUGUGCGGAGAUAGUUGAAGACGGAUGGCAUAAUUCUCCCCAGGCAAACAUCCUGGAAAAGCUCAACACUUGCCAGGCAAAACUUGAUGACUGGAGCAAGGAGAGGUUCCCGAAUUUUAACAGACAGCGUAAGAAGAUUAUGAGAGCUACUAGGAGUCUGGAAAGGAUGCCGAAAACUGAAGCAGUUCUGCAGCAGCUUCGACAACUCCGGAAUGAGCUCGAGGAACUUGAAGAUAACGAGGAACAAUACUGGCAGCAACGAUCUCGUGCGGACUGGCUGAAGGAUGGAGAUAAAAAUACGAACUUUUUUCACAAAAAAGCUAGUGCACGACGGAGAAGGAAUAUGCUGCGGAAACUAAGAGACGAGGAAGGCAGGUUGUACACUGGGUCGGAGGCUCUCUUCAAGUGCCUUACGGACUAUUUUAUGUCUCUGUUUACUGCAGGUGAAGCCCCAGCAGUGACACCGGUAGUUGACUCCAUUAAAUGUUCAGUCUCCGCCGAGGACAACGAGGAGCUCAUGCGCCCCUUUGACCGAGAAGAAGUCGUGGCGGCCUUGAAACAAAUGGGAAAACGGAAAGCCCCCGGUGCUGACGGUUUUUCGGUGUUCUUUUUCCGCAGGUACUGGCAUAUUGUGGGAGAUGAGGUCACAGAGACUGUGCUCGGAAUUCUGGCUGGUGGAGAGAUCCCAGAAGGCCUCAACCAUACGUUGAUUGCCUUGAUCCCGAAAGUGAAGCAACCUGCUACACCGAAGGACUUUCGGCCAAUCAGUUUAUGCAAUGUUAUCUACAAGCUUGUGGCGAAAACUGCAGCAAACAGACUGAAGAAGCUUCUGGAUAAAGUAAUCUCACCGGAACAGAGCGCUUUUGUCCCAGGACGAUUCAUAACUGAUAAUGUCAUUGCCGCCUUUGAGUGCUUUCACUCAAUGAAGCUGAAGAAAGAGGGGAGGAGAGGGUGGUUUGCCGCUAAAAUCGACAUGGCGAAAGUAUAUGACCGAGUAGAGUGGCACUUCCUAGAGCGAGUAAUGAGAAAGAUGGGUUUCGCGGAAGGGUGGAUCCAGUUUAUUAUGAAAUGUGUCUGUUCAGUAUCAUACUCAGUGCUGGUAAAUGGUCAUCGCUCGGAAAAGUUCUUACCAGGCAGAGGGCUCAGGCAAGGAGACCCAUUAUCUCCUUAUCUGUUCCUGCUUUGUGCAGAAGGACUUUCAGCUUAUACUGCUAAAGCUGCGGAUGAGAAGAGGAUCAGUGGGAUGCAACCGGGGAGAGGAGGAAUGAUAAUUUCACACCUUUUCUUUGCAGAUGACAGUGUGUUCUUUGGGCGGGCUACUGUGGAAGAAAGUUUAUGUUUGAAGAGAAUCCUACAGGACUAUGCAGCAGAAUCGGGCCAGUUAAUUAACUUCCAGAAGUCUGAAAUCUCCUUCAGCAAAAAUAUCAAACCUCAUCGCAAGUUGGAGAUUGGUGGUGUGCUAAACAUGAAGACAGUGGAUAAAUUAGAUAAAUACCUGGGAUUAGCAACUGAAGCUGGGAGAUCAAAAAAGGAGCUAUUUGAAGGGAUAAUGGACAGACUGCGAAAGAAACUAAAAGGAUGGAAAGAGAGAACGAUGUCGACAGCAGCACGAGAGACUUUGAUAAAGUCUGUUGCUCAAUCCCAACUGACUUACCCCAUGUCAGUGUUUAGGAUCCCAGAGGGAGUUGUUGAUGAAGCUCACAAACUAAUAAACAACUUCUGGUGGGGGCAGAGAGGUACUGAAAGGAAAGCUCAUUGGGUUAAGAGAGAGGACUUGGAGACCCCUAAGGAGAAUGGUGGCAUGGGUUUCAGAAACCUUCGUGGGUUCAAUACAACGUUGCUGGCUAAGCAACUAUGGAAUCUGCACCAAAGACCAGGGUCCCUAGUAGCUCAGAUUAUGCGAACAAAAUAUCACAAACAUUCGUCGGUUUUGGAAGCUGAAGUUGGAUAUAGACCAAGCUUUAUCUGGAGAAGCCUUCUAAGUGCCCAGGAUUUUCUGAACAGAGGUAUGCGCUGGAGGAUAGGCAAUGGUGAUAGCGUUCGAAUAUGGGGAGACCGCUGGGUUCCCGCGGCCCCGGAGGGUUUUAUUGUCUCCGCCCCGUGCGGACUGCCAGCUGACGCGAGGGUGCGUGAGCUAAUUGACCCCGAUACCGGAAAGUGGGAUUCGACUUUGCUCGCGGCAUGUUUGAAUAAAGAAAUGGAGGAGGCUGUCCACAACAUUCCAUUACGUGACAUAUCGGAACAAGACAUCCAAAUUUGGGCGUCAAGCAGGAAUGGGGAGUAUGUGGUGAAAGAUGCUUACCGGAGCUGGGUUGAACAGGAAAAUGAAAAUCAUGGCCGGACAGUUCCAGUUGCAGCCCAUGUAUGGAAGAAAAUUUGGCAACUAAACGUUCCCCCAAAAGUUAGGCACUUCCUCUGGAGAUUCGCCAAGGACGCGCUCCCUACUGGGGUCAAAGUAAGUUCCCAUAGCCCACGGUGGAGUGAUCGAUGCCCGUUCUGUGAUCAAUUGGAGACCCAGGCACAUACUUUUGGCGAUUGUGAAUGGGGGCGCCGCAUUUGGCGAACAUCUCCUACGGCGGUCUGUUUUGAGAAGAGGGUCGGCGAAGAUUGCCUAGCCUGGCUUGAGGCGGUGAUCGAUGGUGUGGAGUACAGUCUUCUGGAGUCAUGGAGCGUCCUGCUGUACUACAUCUGGAAGGAGCGUAAUGCUCACUUAUUCAAUGGGUUCAAGAUGAAUGAGCUGGAGAUUGCUACCUCGGCAGCUAGACUGUUAGCCGAUUACCAACAAAGACAAGAGAAGGAAAUUCAUCUGCAGGCGGAAACUACUCAAAAGAUAUGGAGGGCUCCACCCUUGGGAAGGAUCAAAAUCAACUCGGAUGCAGGAAUCUUGCCGGGAGGAGGUGCGGGUCUCGGCGCUGUAGCAAGGGACUCUGCUGGCCGCUUCCUCUUUGUAGUGGCUAAGAAGAUCAAAGGCAUCUGGGAUCCGGAGGAUGCGGAAGCCUUGGCGAUGGAGCUAGGCGUGCAGAUGGCGGUACAGCUCAAUCUUACAAACCCAAUCUUGGAGACGGACUGUUUGAAUCUUGUUGCAGAUAUUUCCCAGGCGGAAAGGAUCAGAACUGAAGAGGGAGUGGUGUGUAGAAACAUCCGCCGGCUGCUCGUACAGUUAGGCGAAUCCUCAUGGCAGUAUGCACCAAGAGAAGCGAACGUGGUGGCUCAUAUAAUGGCACACGUGGAAACGAUUUGGAAUGAAAGGUCUGUUUGGGUGGAUAGUCCACCGAUCAUCCUGCUUGAUCAGCUAGAGUUGGACAAUGUAACUUUCCCGGCUGAUUAA